This is a messenger RNA of Pygocentrus nattereri (red-bellied piranha), 1143 nucleotides long. RefSeq lists its product as uncharacterized. The record is from RefSeq and is a predicted model, not a curated record. The transcript is spliced from 5 exons. NCBI's taxonomy places the organism in Eukaryota, Metazoa, Chordata, Actinopteri, Characiformes, Serrasalmidae. The coding region runs from base 1 to 714 and encodes 237 amino acids.
AUGAAGAGAUCAAGAGCUGUUCUCAUCGCUCUCGUCUGUAUUUUGUUCUCCAGGAUCUCUGUAGCAGAAGUGGAGAUGAGGGUCAGACCAGGAGACGACGUGACUCUCUACAGCGACUGUGUUUGGAAGAGUGGAUUUAGUAUAGUUUGGUUUAGAAACUCCUCAUGUGAGCAUCAACCUCCUCUCAUGAUAUCAACUCCAGAUUUGGUACGUGGUGCUGAUCCACGUUACUCUGCUGUGUGGAAUCCCUCCAACCAAACUAAUGAUCUGCUGGUGAAGAACGUCUCUGAUUCAGAUGUGGGUCUGUACUACUGCGCUGUGUAUGAGAAAAACAUCACCAAAGACGAAAAGGGAGUUUUACACUCUGAAGAUAUUUAUCACUACGGGAAAAGAACCACUCGACUCUCUCUCCUUGUUCCUUGUACUGAUCUCCCCCAGAUCCCCUCCACCCCUCCUGUCUCAGACUGUAGCGUCUGCUGGAAGCUGCUGGUCAGUGUGUGUCCUGUGUGUGUUCUCCUCUCCUCCACCUGUCUGUACUGCAUCUACAGACACACAAAGAAAGGUCCUGAAGAUGGAAGAGAACUCCUGUCUGGAACUGUGUUUCAGGUGGGCUGUGUUGAGGAGCAUCAUUGUGAGAGGACUAUGAUUGGAAGUGUCUGUGUUCACACUGAAGUGUGUUACGCAUCUCUGAAAGCUGCACUCAAAUCAGACUAAACACCCCAGGCCCUCUUGUUAAUGUAGGGACUGUCAUAUUUUUAACUGUCAUCUUUUCAUACAAUAAACCUUCAUUAGCCUUUAUGUCAUUAGAUUAUCUGUAAGUGUUUUGAGAGUGUCUACAUUAGCUAAGCAGACCUUGACCUGUAUAAGAAUAACCUGAAGCUAAUAUGUACAUUUUUCUUAAGGAAGCAGACGGGUAGGCGCUUUUUUUGUUAAUAACGCCAUUCAUUUCUUCUGGGUUUGUGGUAGGAAGGGAGAAGAAUGUACAGAAGAUAACUGUACAUUUUAAUCUCUGUUCCAGGAUGUUUAGACACUGUGGGUUAACCUCAAGUAGCCCACUCUAAAGCUGUCAUCUUGCUAUGGAUGUUCUGUUGUGAUCUAAAGGAACAAAAACAGAAAAUAUAAAUGGCAUUUCUUGAAGCUUCA